Mustela erminea (ermine) is the source of this 1802-nucleotide messenger RNA. RefSeq lists its product as uncharacterized. The coding region runs from base 608 to 1624 and encodes 338 amino acids. Lineage: Eukaryota; Metazoa; Chordata; Mammalia; Carnivora; Mustelidae. The record is from RefSeq and is a predicted model, not a curated record. The transcript is spliced from 3 exons.
GCAGUAUUCCACGCUACGGGCAAACACCUGGGGCAUAAGGAAACCCAACUGCCCGGCCGAGACCCCAGGGCCGCCAAGUAACAGCAGGGGCCCUCCCAAGCAGCAUGACCUGCUGCCUGUGGAGUGUGGUUUUCUGAUCAGGAAUGUCUGAUGUACUCGAACCAGCCCCAGUUAAAGGGAAUUUAUUUUACGUGCUCAGUCUCCACAACUGUACUGUCACAGCGCCGUAACAAACAGCUCCAAACUGGGGACUUGGCCCAACGAAACUCUGUGUCUGCGCACGCAUUGCCUGUUGGGGGUCCAGAUGACUGCUCGCAUCCGUCAUCUGCGGCCUGUGUCAGGACAGUCUGAUGGAAGCUUGGCUACAGUGGCAGAGGGAAGAAGCCCAUCCAGAGGGUUUUCUGCCAACACCUAAGGGCUCUGCCCAGUAGACAUGGCUGCCCAUUACCCACUGGCCAGACGGGUAACAUGGCCCAUUUAACUGCGGGGGCAGGGGGCGUGGGAGGGUGUUACCCUGACACGGAAGCUCCACAGGAGAUCAGGCUGAGAGAGGACAGAGUCUCUCUACACCACUGAUUAAAAAUACAGGCUUUAUUGUGAUUUAGGCAUGGCAAGAAGGAGACCCACCUGCCAUGCCGGCCACACGGGAAGCACCAGAGUGGGUCAGGAAGCAGAAAGGAGAAGCAGAAAGUGGUUUCCAUGGGAAGGACCAGACAAGGCUUCCUGCUGGCCCAGUCCUGGGUGUCUGCCUGAUGGUCCACCUCCAUGUCCACUUCUUGCUGGCCAGAGCUCCAGGCUGGUGCAGCUCACGCCCAGCUCUGGCCUGUGGGUGGCCUGUCCUGACCCAGUUGCGUCUGGCCAGGGGAAGAAGGGUUCCCCGAGUGGCAGAGAACAUUCUCCUCAGGAAAAUCCCUGGCAGCCGGUCCCAGGGACUCACAUGUCCUUCCAGCCAACCCCAGCUCACGGAGGAAGAUGGAUCGUGUCAGGCAGGCCAGCUGCCCCGGAGGAAGCGCGCCCCGCCACCCCGUCCCAGAGAGCUGCAGUGCACUUGCUAGGAGGGGAACCAGCUCAUGGCGGGGAGGGGUCUCGUGGGCCUCUGCUGCUCAUUUGUUGCCGCUGCUGCAAAUCUGCAGGGAGGCGUGCAGGGAACUUACACUUAACAGCUCGGUGGUCUCCAGGAGCACCUUGUCGCUCUGUGGAUAAACAGAUUCCUCGCCCAGACGCAUGGCAGCCAUCAGUACUUUUUUUCAGUUACCGUCGGAACUCGCUUUCCAAAUCAAGACAGCACAGUGUUGAGGAGGGUCUCAGAUAUACACCAGGAACAGAGGCAGUGGGGCCUCAGCUGCUACAUACGGGGGCAGAGCCUCAGCCUCCCCCUCGCUCUGCAGCUCCUCCCAGCCCCAGAGCAAAGAGAAAUCUCUGGUGUCUGGCAUCUCCCGCUUUGGGUCUCAUAGAGCCCCUGCCCGAGCCCCGUGCAUGCCUCCUGACUGGAAACCCCAUUAGCAAGUCAGUGUUUAAGGCCUCUGACACUGUUUUGAGUGGAAGCCCUGUUUGUGGGGUUCAUUCCAUUCUAUUCAGAAAACUUCACCCUUUCAGCAAACGCUUCGUGGUGCUGGUGCUGUGAAGUUCACAUUCUAGUCUGACUCCGCCCUCGUGCAGGGACCGCGACGGAGGCAACUCUGUGACAUACGCCGCGUCCGACCCGUUAUUAAUCACUGUAAAUCUGGAAUAAUCUCUACAAACAUAUUUUGUUCCCUACAAAUGUAUUUGUGCCCACUUUCUCUAAUAAAUCUUAUGUCAGA